This is a messenger RNA of Gastrolobium bilobum, 2814 nucleotides long. RefSeq lists its product as uncharacterized. The record is from RefSeq and is a predicted model, not a curated record. Gene Ontology annotation, biological process: defense response. Bases 9 to 2759 code for a protein of 916 amino acids. The transcript is spliced from 4 exons. Lineage: Eukaryota; Viridiplantae; Streptophyta; Magnoliopsida; Fabales; Fabaceae.
UUCAAUCUAUGGGGAAAGAAAUAGUUAGACAGCAAUCGAUAACUAUGCCUGAAAAACGCAAUAGGUUGUGGUUCUAUAAGGACUUGAUUUACGUUUUGGAGAAAAACAUGGAAAAUGAUGAAAUCGAAGCCAUGGUGUUGGAUAUGCCUGAAGAUAAAGAAGUUCAAUGGAAUCAAGAGGUGUUAGGGAGGAUGAAAAAACUCAGGAUGCUUGUAAAAAAGAACGCUUGUUUUUUCGGAGGCCCUAAAAAUCUCCCAAGCAGUUUGAGAGUGUUGGAAUGGUGGAAGUAUCCUGAAGCUUCUUUACCACAUAAUUUUCAUUCGAAAAAUCUUGUCAUACUCAACUUAUCAUACAGUAGCUUUCAAUGGAACAAACAACUAGAGAAUUCCGAGGUUUUGAGCCAGUUGAUCUUCACAGGUUGUGUGGACAUAAGACAAAUACCCGAUGUGUCAGGAAUUCCGAAUCUGACUGAAUUGUGCGUUGAUGAUUGCACAAAUUUGAUUGGGAUUCAUGAUUCUGUUGGAUUUCUUGAUAAAUUGCUAAGCUUCAGUGCUAAAGGAUGUAGCAAGCUCAGAAUAGUUCCACAUGGCAUAAGGUUGACUUCUCUAGAAUAUCUUUGCCUUCGGGACUGUUGCAGUCUUAUUAUGUUUCCAGAAAUAUUGGGACCAAUGGAGAGACUAGAAUUCGUUGACUUGGAAGGAACUGCCAUAAAAAACCUGCCACUUUCAAUGCAAAACCUUAAAGGGGUUCAAAGGUUAUAUCUAAACAGAUGUAGAAUGAUUGAAAGUAACGCACUUUCUGACAUCAUUCAAAGGUUGCCAAACUUGUUUCCCUUUUUGAAAUCAUUGAGAUUACGAGGGUCAAGUUUAACAAUCCUUCCUGAGUGCAUCGAAGAAUGUCGCUUCUUGGAGUUACUAGACUUGUGUUAUUGCAAGCAGCUUCGAGAAAUUAGAGGGCUUCCACUAAGCACCGAUGAUUUCUUGGCAUAUAAUUGCACGUUACUAAAGGCCAAUUGUUCAACUUUAAACAUGUUGAUACAGAGCCGGGCAAUUCGUUCUGCUACAAGAAAAUUCUUUGUUCUGCCAGGGAAACGGAUCCCAGAAUGGUUUGACCACUCUAGCAGGGGAAACUCCCUAUGUUUCUGGUUUCGUAAGGAUUUCCCCUCUAUCACUGUGUCUGCUGUUUUAGGAGUUGUGGAAAAUAUUGAGGAUCCGUUCUACGUGAACUUUCAUUUUUAUGUUAAAAUCAAUGAUAUUGAGAUACCUUUUGGUUUUGAUUUUAACUAUAUUUUGGAGACUGAUCAUAUAUUUAUGUUCAAAAGCUUUACCGAUCCAAAAUAUUGGGGUCAGGGCGGACUACUUUCAGAGAAUGAAUGGAAUUAUGGGGAGGUUUUAUUUGUGAUCCCUCCAGAUUCUGGUUGUACGGGAUCAAUCAAAUGUACUGGAGUUCAUAUAAACCGGACAUUUAGUAGAAUGGAGGAUGUUCAAUUCACAAAUCCUUAUCCUUCCAAGAUGACAUGUUAUACAAAUCAAUCAGCUUUACCCAACCCCGAAUUCCAAAUGUGGCUUCGGUCUUCCAUGCAGCCACAUUGGGAACAACCUUUGGAUGAAUUGUAUAGCAGUCCAGCUUCACUUUCACCUACACCUGAUUUCAGCACUGGACUUUUAUCAGGACCACCAGCUUCAUCUAUUAAACGGCAAACCCUGGUGCACAAAACCUCCCAACUUUGUAAAGAUAGGGAUAAGAGUCCAUCGUAUGCAGUUUUACUCUUGCAUUUUUACACAAAGGUUGUUUCCAAAAUUCGAAUGCAUGGCCUUUUUGGACGAAAAUAUCUUCUGUCCUUCCUCUUUGUUUGUUUGCUCUGUUUAGUUAUACUUCUAGAUCCAUAUGGUUAUAGAUAUAAACCAGAUGGAGCAUUACUGGAUCAUCAAGCAAAAGAUCUGGGAGAAUCAUCUCAAGCCCCGGGUUUUGCUGAGACUCAAAAUAUUCAGGCCCAUAGUCCCACUUCAUCAAGUGGUGGUGAAGUUAGACCAGAACUACACGUAGGAACAAGUUCCACUAUGUUUCCAACAGUUGACGCAUCUCCAAGAAAUCAAACUGAACCUGCUGAAGAUGAUGUGGAAAUGGAAGCAUUUUAUGUUUCUCUUGAUGCUGACACCUGUGUGGUUUCAUGGGAAGAGACCAGGAAAGCUUUGAAAAUAGUACAAGACUUGAUCUCCAAGGAUGCUUCUGUUUUCUUGCAUCCUAAACUGGCAAGUGUCAUGAAAACCAAUUUAGAGUACCGGUCCAAUUCGUCUGCAGACGAUGAUAUAUCAAGAGAUAUAAGGCUACAAUUGUCAGAAACUUCAUUGGAGUCCACCCAUUGGUGUUGGGACGACUACAUUGAAGCAAGAAUGAAAAUUGAGUCCACAGUGGAAGCUAACAAGAACCAGUUCUGGGAAGUUGUGGCCUUGGAAAAUGAGCUGCGUCAAAAGUUAGCAUGGAUGGAGGGGAAAAAAAAGUAUCUAGAAGAACAAAUCAAUGUCAUUAAAGCUAACAUCGCUGCUUCUCAAUCAGAAAAGAACAUGGCCAGUCAAAGAAAGAGAGAUAUAUUCAAGGAAGGAAAGAAGCUUAAAGCUCAAAGAUAUGAGUUGAGGGAACAAGCACCAUAUUCACAAGACGAGCAUGGUUGGGAAAAUGAAACACAAACGCGCAUCAAAUCUGAAUGGCCAGAAUUCAGAGAAUAUUUUGAGGGGAUUGCUACAGAGGGAGAUGAAUAGUCAUUCAAGUGGAAUUUUGACCAUGAUUUAUUUUUUAGCACCUAGCCUAUGAUAC